UUUCUCUUGAGUAGGUUUUAUUCGUAUCAUAAUUAACACAAAUACUCUGCACCAAUCACCAACCAAACAGCACCAACAAUGGCCGCCAUUUUCUCUCAGUUAUCUUCUCUCCGAUCACCGGAAAACCUCUCUUUCUCCUCUCUUUCCACUCUCUCUCACUCCGGCAAGCAAUCGUCUCACUUUUCCGGUGUAAUCGUACCUUCUCCGGUCACAUUUCGGGCUAUACGUCAACGCAUCUCAUGUCAAACCACCUCUUCAGCAGUAGCUCCUACUUCCUCGGUUAUUGCAAAAGGAACUGCCAAUCAAAAGGACUUUCUACACAUUAGUGAUUUCGACAAAGCCACUAUUUUGAACAUCUUGGAUCGAGCCAAAGAGGUUAAAGAGUUACUGAAAUCAGGAGAGAGGACAUAUCUCCCAUUCGCGGGCAAAACUAUGGCGAUGAUUUUUUCUAAGCCUUCUAUGAGGACACGGGUUUCUUUUGAGACAGGGUUUUACUUGCUUGGAGGCCAUGCAAUCUAUUUGGGACCAAAUGACAUCCAGAUGGGUAAGCGGGAAGAAACUCGUGAUGUUGCCCGUGUUCUUUCUCGCUAUAAUGAUAUCAUUAUGGCUAGAGUUUUUGCUCAUCAGGACAUUCUUGAUCUAGCUAAACAUGCAACUGUGCCUGUGAUCAAUGGCCUGACAGAUUAUAACCAUCCUUGUCAAAUAAUGGCUGAUGCCCAUACAAUAAUUGAACAUGUCGGCCAGCUGGAAGGAACUAAGGUUGUCUAUGUUGGAGAUGGAAAUAACAUAGUGCAUUCGUGGCUGCUUCUGGCUUCAGUGAUUCCGUUCCACUUUGUUUGUGCCUGCCCCAAAGGUUUUGAACCUGAUCAGGGAACAGUUGAGAAAGCACGACUGGCUGGAGUCAGCAAAAUCGAGAUAACUAAUGAUCCGAAAGAAGCUGUUAGAGACGCUGAUGUUAUCUAUUCAGAUGUCUGGGCCAGCAUGGGACAAAAGGAAGAAGCUGCACAUCGCCGUCAAGUAUUUCAAGGAUUCCAGGUGGAUGAACAACUGAUGAAACUAGCUGGAAAAAAAGCUUAUUUUAUGCAUUGCUUGCCGGCAGAAAGAGGAGUGGAAGUUACCGAUGGUGUGAUUGAAGCACCAAAUUCCAUCGUAUUCCCCCAAGCUGAGAAUCGUAUGCAUGCGCAAAAUGCAAUUAUGCUUCAUGUUCUUGGCUUGUAAAUGCCCUUUGUUUGGCUUAAAGCAGAUCCUUCUUAGGACCUAGAAGCAAAUUCCUUCUGUUCUCCCUAAACCAUACUUUGUUUGGAGCAUUGAAGAACUUAGAUCAUCAUUGUCCAUAUAAAUUGAAGUUUUCUAGUAUUAA
Solanum dulcamara is the source of this 1360-nucleotide messenger RNA. Its product is annotated as ornithine transcarbamylase, chloroplastic-like. Gene Ontology annotation, cellular component: intracellular membrane-bounded organelle. The record is from RefSeq and is a predicted model, not a curated record. Gene Ontology annotation, molecular function: amino acid binding; ornithine carbamoyltransferase activity. The coding region runs from base 79 to 1218 and encodes 379 amino acids. Lineage: Eukaryota; Viridiplantae; Streptophyta; Magnoliopsida; Solanales; Solanaceae. The transcript is spliced from 5 exons. Gene Ontology annotation, biological process: L-citrulline biosynthetic process.